Gossypium arboreum is the source of this 1121-nucleotide messenger RNA. RefSeq names its product rhomboid-like protein 14, mitochondrial. NCBI's taxonomy places the organism in Eukaryota, Viridiplantae, Streptophyta, Magnoliopsida, Malvales, Malvaceae. The coding region runs from base 321 to 737 and encodes 138 amino acids. Gene Ontology annotation, molecular function: MAP kinase phosphatase activity. Gene Ontology annotation, biological process: abscisic acid-activated signaling pathway; auxin-activated signaling pathway; negative regulation of MAP kinase activity. Gene Ontology annotation, cellular component: nucleus. The transcript has 4 exons. The record is from RefSeq and is a predicted model, not a curated record.
UAAAAUAAGACUCUGUUUGUUUGCUUGUAUUUGAUUUUCUGGAAAAUAUUUUCAUCAUUUUCCACCAUUUGUUUGAUGGAAAAUAAACUCCCAUUGUAAAAGUUUUUCCAAGACACGAGAAAAUAAGCCUUCUUUUGGGGAAAAUUUCUUACACUUUUUUUUUUCUAUAAGACAUUUUCCAAAACAUGGGAAAAUUUUUCUAAAAAGCAAUGCUAAGCAUAUAUAGCAAGAAAGAUUCUCUUUCUUUUAGUCUUUCAUUGAUGAAUGUUUUUUUUUUUGUUGAUUCACAAAGUGAAAACUGCAGAUAAAAACCAUAGCCGAUGGACAGCGGAAGAUGGAGGAGAGGGGCGGUGUCUCAUGGAAUGUUGCCGUUGUUGGCUCUUCAUGCCGUCAACGAAUAUUACCGGCUGCCGUGGAAGCCGCCGGUCACCACCGGUCUUUUCACCGCCAACACUCUGAUUUAUCUCAGGCCUUCAUUCCUAGAUUCUCUCCUCCCUUUUGUUGAUGAGGUUUGGUUCAAUCCUCAUAUUUUUCUCAAGUUUUUGGUUUUGCUGUUGCUGCACUUUGGUUGUUGGUUUUGUCUUAGCAAUUUUUGGUCUUUCUCUAUAAGAUGCCUUACACCCAGGUCACCAGCUAUUGUAGUAGCUUUCUUGAUGAAAUCUAAAGGUUGGAGGCUUCCACAAAGCUACCAGUGGGUGAAAGAACGGAGACCAUUUGUUGAUAUAAGUCAAGUCUAGACUGAGAUCAAAUACAACACAGUCAGGUCGGACAUCAACUGCAAGCUCUUCAGUGAAGUUGAAAUCACCAAAUAGGAAACACCAAACUAGUGGAGAUCCUGUAAGCACACAAGAAUCAGUUGCAAAUUAGAAGCAAGUGAAAAGCUUUGAUAUUUUGUUAGUUUGAUAUUGGAUAUUUGAUUUGGUUGGUAUUAGUACAGAGUUUGUGCUGGUAUAGCCACUGUUUUGUUAUUUUGAUAUUGGAUAUUGGAUAUUUUGGUGUUGGUUGAUAUUGCUAUAGGCACUUUGUUAUUGUUGGGUUCUUUUUGCUUGUGCAAAUGCUGGAUAGGUUGAUAAAGGCCUACAAUAUUUCCACUCAAUAAAAGACAUACAAGGAUUAAUCCA